AUAACGCGUCGAGGGAGACUGCAUGGUGCCCACAGAUCAAGCUCGGAGAGAUCUCACGAGAACUCCUACUUACCGCUUGCAAUCGCCACGAUGCCCCGCAAUGCGGCAGAUUUCGAGGUGACUCAGAUCCCAGUUCAUCGAUCUCAGCCGGUCGCUUCGCCUCUUAUCUCCGCGCGGACGUCGGAGGCUGGCCCAGCUUGGCAACUUGCUCGUGAUGCGCGCUCUGCUGAUUGCUUGCCAAAGCCGUCUCUUCCCACAAAUGCUAAGAGCCAGAUGCAUUCUCGCAUCGAGCCCAAAGAAGAUGGUGCUGUAUCUACCGGUGCCUCUGUUACCUCAAAUUGGCCUCUGGCAGUUUCGCCUCACGAGCGUCGCCGGACCAGCGUCGCCACGUCUAUUGGCAAUGACACUUUUGAAACCGCAGAAGGAAGCCCUUUGCUCCCCUCUCGCUCCAUAUCGCGCGCUACUGUCGUGCCAGAAAUGCGUGACUCCCCUUCUGAUAUGACUCCGUUCGAGCAGCCUGCCCCUGACACCUAUGCCCGCAAUCCAUCACCUCGGCCUUCAAUACUGAUCAACGGCAAAGGCAAAGAUCGACAAUUCAGGGAGUGGAUCUUCCCUCUUCAUGGCCCGAGACCCUCAAUCUCUCGUAGACACACGGCACCGACGGACUUGCCACUGAAGGUCUCGGAUCAGCAUCAUGAUGAGACUCUAGGUCCAGCAAUAGCCUCGACUUCUUUUGACGAACGAAUAGAGACCUUAUGGAACCACACAGCUCCUCGCAGGGCAAUAUCCCCAGCAUCCGACCCGGGCGUUCUGGGAACGGGCGAAGAUACUGCAUACCCUUCAUCAAGCAGAGAAAGAGAAGCAUCCAUCGAAUUCCCGAUGAGGACGCCGAACAAGGUUCUGAGGGUGAUCAACGAGGUUGAUCAUCACCCAAUCGGAGCUUUACAUCUUCCAGCCACAACAGACAAGUCAGAUCCUGAGCGUGUCGAGGUGAUGAUGGGUGACUGCCCUCGGUGCCAGGUCCCGCCAUCACGCGCAGGCGACGAGUCGGUGGGACUGCUAGCUGAUCGUGAGGAGGCAAUGCCGGAGGAAGGCUGUCAUGCCCUCAACAACCUGUCCGCAGUGCCCCAAGGUCUUAACGAUGACCUUUUCGAUGCUGUUGCAAGAACGCAACUGCCGCCGAGUCUCAUGGUUGAGACGAGCGAGGCAUCCGCCGCUGCCCAACGUCAACACGAUUACGAAGCUCAGGAGAUGUUUCAGGCCAUGCUCACUGGACAGCAUACGAUGCUUGAGAAGCUUGCCGAGCUCACCAUCAGCAGAGACGAGCUGCUUCUUGUCGUGGAGACUGUACGUCUGGAGCAAGCACAGCUCAAGCAUCUUGUUGCAAAACAUGCCUCUACCGAGAAAGAGAUUGCCGCCCUCAAAUCACAACUAGAGGCCUUGCAAUCACGGAACGAGGAGCUCGUAACGGCACGUGCGGAGGCUGCAAGCGAAGCGGGAAUCCAUCAGUCCCGACUUGAGGAUGCGAGGCAAGAUUGCAAUGCCUUACGGGCAGAUAUGGCACACCAAUUGAGCAAGCUAGAGAGUAGCGAGGCGAGAGGUCGGGACCAACGAGCGGAGAACGAUGCUUUGCUAUCUGACAAACUGGCUGCGGAGCGCGAAAGGGAUGCGUUGGGCAAGACUCUGCUGGAAACCCGAGAAGAAUUAAGGGAGGUGGCUAAUCAGCUGCGCGUCUCGCAGGAGACUACAGAGACUGUGAGUUAGAACGCUAACACGGAGUGGUAUUAACUAAACAUUGCACAGGUAACGGAAGAACUCACCUCCCUUCAGCGACAAAUGAGCGAAAAGGAUAAGGCCGUCGCCGACAGUCGAGACGCCGAGCUGGUAGGCCUGCGAAAGCUCACUGAGGACCUACACGAGUCGCUGGCCGCCAAGGUGUCUGCAGUAGCGGAAAGUAUCGAAGCCAGCACUGGCAACGGCAAACGUAGCCUGCUAGAAGACGAAAACCUUAAUCUACAUUCACAGCUGCAAGAUCUUCAGACCCGAGUG
Kockovaella imperatae is the source of this 2049-nucleotide messenger RNA. RefSeq lists its product as hypothetical. The transcript has a single exon. The record is from RefSeq and is a predicted model, not a curated record. The coding region runs from base 91 to 1764 and encodes 557 amino acids. Lineage: Eukaryota; Fungi; Basidiomycota; Tremellomycetes; Tremellales; Cuniculitremaceae.